GAACGGAGUCCUUUAGUCUCCUCUUUACCGCGCGUGUGAUCGGUUCGCCUGUACGGUGAGACAGGUACGUUCCCGUCCGCCCGACCGCCCCCUUGCCUUCGCGUUCGCUCGGUCCGGCUCGCCGAGCGCUUCGUGUCGCUUCGUCGGACGGCCGCCCCCGCCUUCAUCGCGCUCGCUCCGCUCCGCUCCGCUCCGCGUUCGUCCGGUAAAUAGAGCGGGCUAGGCUACUUCGCCUCCGUGCCGUAACUGCGAUUUAAUCGUCGAUCGAAGAGGCUGUGCGGGUGGCCCCUGCGUCGCGAGUGCACCGUGCGACCGAGCGAGAGCGUCUCGACGAGCUCCGCCGUCGCUCCCUGCCGCCGUCGGGAACAGCAAUGGGCCAACGAUGAGGAAUUGGGUUACGACGCCACGCGACCCACGAUGUCCUGCGUCGAGGAUACCGCAUUCGAUCCUCGGGACCGUUCGUUAGACCGCGCUCGGCACACAGCCGUGAAGUACGUCUUGAGGCCGCAUCCCGCCGCGUCGAUCGCGUCGGUGCUGCUCGCCAAUCUGGGCUGAUCGCGUUGUGCAUCGGAACACGUCUGUCGUACACGUCGUCCGUCCCGUCGACCCCUCGAGGACACCUCGCCAGUGCAUCGGAUGUGUGAGAAAGUGCAGCCGCAGCGAUACGGUGGACCGUAGAGGUUAGGCUAGGCCGACACCCACCGAGCGAGUCGAUCAGCUGUUCCGCGGCGCCGACAUCAUCGUCGUUUCGGUAAUCCCGAUGGUACUCCAUCAAGAGAACACUUUAGACAUCCUGACCGCGAAUAUUCCUUGGCGCGAACGUGAGUGAAGGCAAGAGGGACGAUGUUGUCGUACAUGCUGCCGACGGAGGACAAGCCACCGCCCGGAGAAGCCAGCCAGAACAAUUAUCGCGCCGCCAAGCUGCAAAAGAGCAACGUCGUGGCCAGCGCCUCACCCAGGAAGUACACGGACGCGACUAGAACGAUGAUCGUCUCCACCAGGAUCGAGGAUCAUGCGACCAGCGACCUGCGGCACACACCGCCGUCUCACGCGGUCGGCCCACAGCGGGACUCUCGGCCGAUCGAGAGCCCGAAGCACAACGGCACCGCCACGAGGAAGUCGACCCUGCACAACGCCAGGGUCACCAAGGACGACAGCCUCUACAGCAUCGACAGCGACGCCAGCACCGCCGGCAGCGAGCGCAAAAAUAAGAUCCUGAACGGCGCGAAGCACGCCAAUCUGAAGAGGUAAGGUUGAUGAAAGAAUUGCGCGGUCUUGUCUCAGGAGCUUGCGAAAGUUCGUCGGAUUUUUAAUCCGUCAUCUUGCUAUUGUUAACAUGUCGAUUGCCACGGGGUAAAUUUCCACUGACUGUCUCUAAGCGCAACCGAAGCUCGAGUAAUCACGAGAGACACGGUAAAUAAAUAUGA
Harpegnathos saltator (Jerdon's jumping ant) is the source of this 1427-nucleotide messenger RNA. RefSeq lists its product as uncharacterized. NCBI's taxonomy places the organism in Eukaryota, Metazoa, Arthropoda, Insecta, Hymenoptera, Formicidae. The coding region runs from base 844 to 1251 and encodes 135 amino acids. The record is from RefSeq and is a predicted model, not a curated record. The transcript is spliced from 4 exons.